AUGGGUGAUUGUACUUUGGACACCAUCUCUGUUGUGAAAAUCCUACGAGUCUCUCGCGUUCUUCGACCUCUACGGGCAAUUAACAGAGCCAAAGGUCUCAAGCACGUCGUUCAAUGCGUGGUGGUGGCAGUGAAGAGCAUCGGAAAUAUCAUGUUGGUUACAUUUCUCCUAGAGUUUAUGUUCGCUGUUAUUGGAGUCCAGCUGUUUGCUGGAAAAUUUCAGUACUGCAAUGAUGAGGCACGGUUCUAUAAGGAGGAAUGUGCAGGUCAAUUCAUUAAGUAUGAUUCGGAGGAUCCGAAUUUACCCGAACUAAUGGAACGGCGGUGGAUUAAUUAUCCACUCAAUUUCGACAACGUACCCAAUGGCUUGCUGACUCUUUUUGUGGCUUCUACUUUUGAGGGAUGGCCGGCGCUAUUGUAUCAGUAA
This is a messenger RNA of Hydatigera taeniaeformis, 426 nucleotides long. The record is from the annotation of a GenBank genome assembly. NCBI's taxonomy places the organism in Eukaryota, Metazoa, Platyhelminthes, Cestoda, Cyclophyllidea, Taeniidae.